Mugil cephalus (flathead mullet) is the source of this 1755-nucleotide messenger RNA. RefSeq names its product fibroblast growth factor 21 (gene fgf21). Gene Ontology annotation, biological process: regulation of cell migration; positive regulation of gene expression; animal organ morphogenesis. NCBI's taxonomy places the organism in Eukaryota, Metazoa, Chordata, Actinopteri, Mugiliformes, Mugilidae. The record is from RefSeq and is a predicted model, not a curated record. The transcript is spliced from 4 exons. Gene Ontology annotation, molecular function: fibroblast growth factor receptor binding; growth factor activity. Gene Ontology annotation, cellular component: cytoplasm. The coding region runs from base 618 to 1238 and encodes 206 amino acids.
GUUAUCUUCCGGCAAUGGUGAAAUGUGUAUAUUUUUAAAGUGGUGGUCUGCCUGAGAAAGUGCGCGGUGUUACAGUAAGUGCUUACAGAACAAUCACUCGUGGCUGUCAUUUUGUCGUCACAAUGAGCAUUGUGCUAAAACAUCCCAAAUAAAACAAAAUAGGUAAAGUGGGCAGUGCUUAAUCUGCUAACUAAUCAGGUAUUCAGACGUCGUUAAGCAAUUUUACAGCGAUGACCUCAGUGGAUAAUUAAAAUAUACAUGUUUUUAUGGCUUGCUAUUGCCUCAGAGGUUUUUUAACCCACCUGACCUCGUGGGCGUCCAAAGACCCAACUUGAAGAGCCACUCUUGCAGUAAACAACAGCAAGAAGCCCAUACAUAGUGAGAGAACAGAGCCGUUUAAUCACAGUUCAAACAUGUAGAAAUGUCUGACUCACACUCUUACUCUCAGGACCUCCUUCCCCUAACUCCUUUAUAAGAGCACAAAACUUCCUCCCGAUUAGAUCUCUCUUGCACAGAGCUGUAUAUUUUCUAUUUAUUAUUUAUUUUUUUUAGAAGCUAUUUAUUUGUAUUUAUUGCUUAUCUGCCUGCUUUUGGGGCUUCCUUAAUCUGUCUUCCAAAUGUUUUUGUUUCAAAGUACCCGUUCUUCUUACCUGUCCUCUUUUCUCCUGAUCAUCACGCUUCCUUUCUCUCUAUCGUUUUAUCUCACUGACUCCAACCCCAUUUUAUCCUUUGAUAGUCAAGUCAGAGAAGCGCAUCUCUACACAGAUAACCACAGACGUGGGAUGUAUCUGCAGAUAAGUCUGGAUGGGAGAGUGACAGGCAGUGAUGCUCAGAGUCCUUACAGUUUGCUGCAGCUGAAAUCAGUCAGAUCAGGACACACAGUCAUCAAGGGGCAGAGCUCAUCCCUGUUCCUCUGCAUGGACAGCACAGGCCGUCUGAGAGGACAGAGUCACUACACAGAGGCUCACUGCUGCUUCAGGGAACUGUUGCUGGCCGAUGGAUACACCCGCUUCCUUUCCCCACACUAUGGAUUUCCUGUGUCUCUGGCGUCGAAGCUUUCCCCAGAUCGACGCGCAACCCCUUUCACUCGAUUUCUGACCCUUAGGAAUACUCUAACAGCCGACACUGGGUCUGAAGAACCAUCAGGGAAUACGAGAUAUUUCAACAUGGACUCCGAUGACCUUCUUGGAAUGGGUCUAAACUCCAUGGUCAGUCCUCAGUUUUCAGUGGACAAGUAAAGACGCUGAUCUCAAACACAUUUAUUUAGGAUGAACCUGUUGACUUGAUUUUGUCAGGAGAAAAGUAGCUUGGGAUAUUUUUGUUGUUGUUGUUGUUGUUGUUGUUGUUGUCCUCACUAUAAGUUAUUUAUUUAUUAUGUCCACUGUGUAUUUCUAAGUUAUUUAAAGACAGAAUACUUUUCAUCAAGGUUUGGGAGACUUUAUGGUUAAUAGUUUCCUCCUCCUGUCGUGUGAGAGAGAAAUGUUGAUUCUGAUACGUGAGGCUUUUGGAGUUUCUCUAAACCAGCUGUUCCUGGAAAGUCCAAUAAGCUUUACACAGCUCAAGUGUGUAUUUAUCUUACUGCAGAAAAAUUCUCAAUGAAAAUAAAUAUGGUAUAAAUAUCCCAUUUGUUUGUCUGAGUCAAUGCUACGCAGCGCUACUUGUCCCCUGUGUUAUGGAGCAAGUAGGCAUACCAGAGAGGAUGCAUUUACCAAAUAAGACGAACAUACUUUGGCCAGUGAUCACAGAGUUCCUGCA